Messenger RNA from Pistacia vera, 1397 nucleotides. Its product is annotated as serine acetyltransferase 1, chloroplastic-like. Lineage: Eukaryota; Viridiplantae; Streptophyta; Magnoliopsida; Sapindales; Anacardiaceae. Gene Ontology annotation, molecular function: L-serine O-acetyltransferase activity. The transcript has a single exon. Gene Ontology annotation, cellular component: cytoplasm; cytosol. Bases 66 to 1229 code for a protein of 387 amino acids. The record is from RefSeq and is a predicted model, not a curated record.
UUUAUUUUUUAUUUUUAUUUAACAAACCGACUUGAUAAAAUUUUCCCAAGAAAAUAUCAGUUCCCAUGAAAGUUCAACUUCAGGUCAUUGUUCGACCCUUUUCCCUUCCCCUAUAUAAUAACACUCCUCCUUCUUUCCCUCUCCUAAGACCUCUCCUCUCUUCACACCUUUCUUCUCCACGUUCUACCACCAAACACAAAUUCUCAGUGUCCAUGGCUACUUGUAUCGACACCUCUCAACUUUCCCAGGAGCCAAACGGCCGGUCCACAAACGAUGACCAUGCAUACGACUAUGUCAAAACCUGUCGCCCAAGUUUUUCUGAUCGUGUUUCUUGCAUACCCUUCAACAAGAACCACACAAAAACCAUGCACACGCGUCGGGUUAUUGACAAUCAUGAUAAUCGGGAUUGUGAUUAUCAAGAUCUAUGGCUGAAAAUGCUAGAUGAAGCAAGAUCAGACGUCGAGCAAGAGCCCAUCUUGUCAAACUACUACUUCACUUCAAUUUUGUCGCAUAAAUCACUCGAAAGCGCUUUGGCGAAUCUUCUGUCCAUUAAACUGAGCAUUUCAAGUCUCCCUGAAGGUACGUUGUUUGAUAUUUUCAUAGGCGUUCUUGUAGAGGAUCAAGAAACCCUCGUUAGAGCUGUCAAAGCUGAUUUGAGAGCGGUUAAAGAGAGAGACCCCGCUUGCAUAAGUUAUGUGCAUUGCUUGUUGAAUUUCAAAGGGUUUCUCGCAUGUCAGGCGCAUAGAAUUGGGCAUAAACUUUGGUCCCAGGGCCGAAAAGUCUUGGCCUUGUUGAUACAUAACCGGGUUUCUGAAGUUUUCGCAGUUGAUAUUCAUCCUGGAGCAAAAAUGGGAAGUGGGAUUUUGUUUGAUCACGCCACUGGAGUUGUGAUUGGAGAGACGGCUGUGAUUGGUGACAAUGUUUCGAUUUUGCAUAAUGUUACAUUGGGGGGAACUGGGAAGGCGUCUGGUGACAGGCAUCCGAAAAUUGGUGAUGGGGUUUUGAUUGGCGCGGGGACUUGUAUUUUGGGGAACAUUAGGAUUGGUGAGGGGGCAAAAAUUGGGGCGGGUUCGGUUGUGUUAAAGGAUGUGCCGUCGAGAACUACGGCUGUUGGUAACCCGGCUAGAUUGGUUGGGGGGAGGGAGAAUCCAACUAGGCUUGAUAAGAUUCCUAGUUUUACAAUGGAUCAAACUUCGCAUAUUAAUGAAUGGUCUGAUUAUGUUAUAUAGAGGGCUCCUUUUUGUAGCUUGUUUGUGGUUUUUAGUGAGAACUGAAGUUCUCCUAUUACCAACAGAAGAAUUUGAGGAUCAUAUAUGAUGAUGAUAUGUAGUACUUUUGAUGUAAUUACAAUGAUAAAAUAAGAUUUGUAUGGGCAUAUUUUCUCUGUGUUCUUGGUA